AGUUCGCAGUUCUAGCCCCGCCUCCCAAGCCGCUGGGCCAAUCCCCCUCCGCAGAGGACGACGUAAACCCGCAGGGGCGGUGCCCAGGAGGCCACGUGACCUCAGCAGCGCCAAAUGCCCGCAAUGGGCGUAGAGCCCCCCAACUUCUCGUGGGUGCUCCCUGGCCGGCUGGCGGGGCUGGCGCUGCCGCGGCUCCCCGCCCACUACCAGUUCCUGUGGGACCUGGGCGUGCGGCACUUGGUGUCCUUGACGGAGCGCAGGCCUCCCCACAGCGACAGCUGCCCGGGGCUCACCCUGCACCGGUUUCGCAUCCCAGACUUCUGCCCGCCGGCCCCGGACCAGAUCGACAGCUUCAUACAGCUAGUGGACGAGGCCAACGCUCGGAGAGAGGCAGUGGGAGUGCACUGUGCUCUGGGCUUUGGCCGCACCGGCACCAUGCUGGCUUGUUACCUGGUGAAGGAGUGGGGCCUGACUGCAGGAGACGCCAUCGCUGAAAUCAGGCGCCUUCGACCCGGCUCCAUUGAGACCUACGAUCAGGAGAAAGCGGUCUUCCAGUUCUACCAGCGAACCAAAUAAGGGGCCUCAGAGCCCUUCAGCCAGUCCCCCACUUUCCUGAGCUGUGUGGCAGAUGGGGCUAGAGCCCCGGAAGCGGACUGAAAGUGGAGGCCAGAGAACAACACUUCACCUGACAGUGAAGCCAAUGGCAACAGAAUUAUGAGCAACUCUAAAAUGCAGCCCAAGCGUGUAAGGCCAGGAAAAUGAAACUGAUUCUCAUGGGCACUUCUGAUUCAUAGCACACGAACGUCCUUGCCCAACAUAUUGAGGUGUGUAUGACUGGCAUCAAGCCCUCAAAAAUUAUUUUCAUGACUGAUGAUUUAUUAAAAAUCCUAAUAUCCUU
Choloepus didactylus (southern two-toed sloth) is the source of this 898-nucleotide messenger RNA. It is a transcript of the gene DUSP23, whose product is annotated as dual specificity phosphatase 23. The record is from RefSeq and is a predicted model, not a curated record. Lineage: Eukaryota; Metazoa; Chordata; Mammalia; Pilosa; Megalonychidae. The transcript has 4 exons. Bases 115 to 576 code for a protein of 153 amino acids. Gene Ontology annotation, biological process: protein dephosphorylation; cilium assembly. Gene Ontology annotation, molecular function: protein tyrosine/serine/threonine phosphatase activity.